AAUCACUGCAUCAGCAGAUUGUGCACAAGCCGAGGAACACACCUUGAAAUCUCGCUUUUAGCUCUCCGAUUUUCCCUUUAAAAUGAUCCCAGGGUCUUUCCCCUGUGCGUCUUCCUGAAGAAUGCUAUUAACAUACAUAAUACCAAUAUCGCUUUUAUCGGAUAUUUAGAAGACAAAAAAAAAAAAAAAGUGUUUGUUUCUUUAAAUUAUUUUACAUUUUAUUGACUGGAAAAAAAGAUUGUAUUUAAAUACGGCUCUUCAAAAAAGGUAGUCCUGCCCCCCCUUCUGUACUUGACCUUUGACCGUGCCCAUCCCGUUUAGAGAGAGAGAGAGAGAGAGAGAUGACGGAUACAAUCGAAGACUAAAACCUGGAGAAAAUAACGACAGAAAGGAGGGAAAAACUACAACAAAACCGAAAGAAAAAGGGAAAGAACCGAAUACAAUAGAAGAAAGAAAGAAAGAGAGAGAGAGAAAUCAUACACACUUAUACCACAAACAGAUCUUUCAGCCUGUAGCACAGCAACCGGGCUGUUGUUAUUAUUAUUAUUAUUAUUAUUAUUAUUAUUAUUAUUAUUAUUAUUAUUAUUAUUAAAUAUAUAUAAGGCGCAAGCACUAAUAAAACUGCAACCCGUUAAAACCUACUAAAUGAACUACGCAAAUUUAAAACCGAUUACACAAUUUAUUGAAAUCAAUGUAUAAAGAUACAAGUUCAUAAAAAGAACUGAGACACAUCAAACUAGAUAUAACAGGUGCAGUGUGGGCACAUUGAAACACUUCAAUAAGCAUCUGAUAACACGGCGCUACACACACACACACACACACACACACACACACACACACACACACACACACACACACACACACACACACACACACACACACACAGAGAGAGAGAGAGUCCGAUUCAGACCAAAAAGCUCGAAACUCCGCAUUUAAACUCUCAAAACCCACAGCAAUAAAAGCCCUGCAGCAUGGAUAUGAACGCAGAAAGCUACUCGUUUCUCACCGAGACCACAGCGCCCCCUAGCGUCGCCGUGGGGGAAUCACAGAACUACUUGUCAACCGCAGAACCCAGAACCGAACCUGAACCAGCCCAGCCAGCCUCAGAACUGGCCCAGCCCGUCUCAGAACCGACCCAGCCCAUCUCAGAACCGGUGCAGCCAGCAUCAGAACCGGCCCAGCCCAUCUUAGAACUGACCCAGCCUGCAUCAGAACCGGCCCAGCCCAUCCCAGAACCGGCCCAGCCCAUCUUAGAACUGACCCAGCCUGCAUCAGAACCGGCCCAGCCCAUCCCAGAACCGGCCCAGCCCAUCUUAGAAGUGACCCAGCCUGCAUCAGAACCGGCCCAGCCCAUCUCAGAACCGGCCCAGCCCAUCUUAGAACUGACCCAGCCCGCAUCAGAAUCGGCCCAGCCCAUCUCAGAACCGACCCAGUCCGACUCAGAACCAGCAAUGCCUCCGCCGCACUGGGAGCCGGACAGCACAACAGUGCUGUUCGUUGACGAGAAGCGGCUGGAGAACGGAAACGGUCUCCCGGCCCCAGCGGCAAUCCGCUCCGCGGUGAGCAUCGGGGACCUCCACGCCACGCCCGACUCCAAGCGCCGGCCGCGCAAGGAGCACCACCAUGGCCGCCGCUCCCGAGCCGGGAGCAAGUCGGGCUCCGUCUGCCACCUCCCCCAUGUGGGCACCAACUCGCCGCGGCCCAGCCUGUGCCGCCAGCACUCCAACGCUACCAACAGCGGGCUGGAAACCGGGGAGAAGCCGCGGGACUUUCUCAUCGCCUCCAUCCUGUCGUGCUUCUGCCCCAUGUGGCCGGUCAACAUCGUGGCGUUCGUCUACUCCGUCAUGUCUCGUAAUAGUUUUCAGCAGGGUGAUAUCGAUGGGGCUCGGAGGCUGGGCAAUGUUGCGAAGCUCCUCAGCAUCGUGGCUAUAAUGGGGGGGAUUAUGAUCAUAGCAACCUCCUGCAUCAUCAACUGGGGCAGUGAGUAUCCCUCCGUCCUUCAUCUCUCUCUCCCUCCUUCUCUCCCUUUCCCUCUCUUUCUCCAUCCCUAUAUCGCCCUUUCCUUCGACCCUCCCUCUCCCCCUCUCUAUCUCCUGCAUCACCAACUGGAGCAGUGA
Messenger RNA from Polyodon spathula (Mississippi paddlefish), 2117 nucleotides. RefSeq names its product proline-rich transmembrane protein 2. The transcript is spliced from 3 exons. The coding region runs from base 972 to 2117 and encodes 381 amino acids. Lineage: Eukaryota; Metazoa; Chordata; Actinopteri; Acipenseriformes; Polyodontidae. Gene Ontology annotation, cellular component: membrane. The record is from RefSeq and is a predicted model, not a curated record.